Trematosphaeria pertusa is the source of this 2180-nucleotide messenger RNA. RefSeq lists its product as uncharacterized. The transcript has 2 exons. The record is from RefSeq and is a predicted model, not a curated record. Bases 114 to 1925 code for a protein of 603 amino acids. NCBI's taxonomy places the organism in Eukaryota, Fungi, Ascomycota, Dothideomycetes, Pleosporales, Trematosphaeriaceae.
CCUCCCCCCUGCGGCCCGUCACCCUUAUCGCCUGAGUAGCGUGACUGAGGUCCAUCUGCUGUGGUAGGGCAUAUCGCUCCGAGCCAUUCCCACCAGCUGGGUGCCGGGUGUCCAUGUCUCCUCCUGAGAUGGUGGACGGCAACCCGGCGUCGACCGUGGUGGGCCCGCAGCGCAGUGAUGCCGUCUGGCCAGAGCUGCCAGCGACGCCGGACGGGGAUGUAGGCGCAACUUGCCCCAAAGCUGCGGUUCCUUGUGGGCUGGCUGCGGCACCCCCAGACGACCCGACUCUUCUCGAACACUCUCUCCCGCAACCCUAUCCAGCACCCUCCGCCCCUCCCCAAGACAUCCCAACGCCCCUACACGAGGACGGGCCGGAUCUCAGUCUUAACUUCGCCGGAGCCGCUCUGCCGCCGACUGAUGUGUCGCUGCCUGCCCCUCCAGUGAAGACUUCGCACAAUCUGCGCCUUCCCCCAUUCGAUCUGCUAGGUAUCGCUGCUCCGCAUCCAGAUCGCGUCCCCCUCCGCUCCAACUUGUCCUUCUCGUCCCUGGGCGCUGGACCUCUCUCCAAGCCCGAGGACCCUCUCCAUGCACUCAGCCCGCCAUUGGGUCGACUGCGCCAGCUUGACGGCGUCGACGAGCCCUGCGCUGCCAGCCCGGAGGCCGCCAAGGCCCAGGUAGAGCGCCUUGUGCCCAUCGUCACUCCGCCGCCGUCGGAGCCGGGGACGAUCAACUGGGGCGCGUUCGUGAAUGUCAGGCCGGCUGGGCUGGGGUCGCCGCCAAGUUCUGAGCCGGGAGUGUCGCCCAGCCUCACCAUCACAGCAAGCGCGUCGUCUCCGGUACCAACAUCGACUGUGGUUGUGCCAACCGCGAACCUCGGCGGAACAGUAGGAAUGGCACCCUGGGUGCAGAGUGUGAAGGAUACACUCACUUCCGAAUCAGGAUGCCAGAGCCUCAGCUCCGUCAAGGUCUUGACCCAUGCCCUUCCCUGCCCCUCGAUGGAAGGCCAUCUCUUUGGCCAGGUCAUUGCUACCGUUCACGACAGGACUACCGCAACCACGGCGUGGAUCAACGUCUUUCAUGCCGUGCCCGGCCGCUUCACCCUCUCCGACCUCCCCAAAUCCCCGCCUUCCACGCCUGGCCCGGCCGUUGGCGGCGACGAAUACUUCACCAGCAAGGUGUUCGACAGCGCCGUAGCCAUUCCAGACUACCAGCUCGAGUCGAAGCUCCUGCCUCCUUCACCAAGACCCGUCGUUCCGCCCGGAAGCGUCAACAUCUCCAUCGUUGAGCGUUACAUACCGCCUACUAACACGAAUGAGUACUCAGAGAUGUUCUUGCUCAAAGGUCGCUCCUUGCUUCACGACCGCCUUGUCGAACUGACACCGGAGAACGGCCUGCUCCUGUUCGUCUAUCCGACAAAGACUGGCGCGCGGACUUUCAUGCACGACUACCUCGGCCCGAUUCUCGAUCCGCUGCUUCGGUCCAUCACCGUCGUGCACGAACUGUCGUCUGAUCUGGGGAAGAGUCUUGGCCAGAUGAGCGCCGUUGCGCACCUUGACGAAUACGGCCGUAUGAAAUCGCAAGUCGAGAGGUUCUGCAAGGUGCUCAGCGAGCGGCCAAUAAACGAUCAGCGUGCGACGUACACAGUGAUUCAUGCCUCCAGAGAAGAGGUGAUCCUCAGCCGGUCUGCGUGGGCGGAAGAUUGGUGGAUAAAGCAAGAGAAGCCAAGGGUCCGGGAGACGGUCAGCAAGUACUUCCGCAAGGCUAAGAGGCUGCCGGAGUCCGAAAUGACAGGAUCGCACCUGAUCCAAGAGGUGCUGGAUGGGGUUGCGAAUCGAAAAUACGAUCGUGUAGACGACACGGAGGAAAUUGCCCAUCCAACAACAGGAGUCGAAGUGGGCGUCUUCAUUAUCAAGAAAACCAGCUGAAAGUCGGUGCGGCGGGUCCCGGGUACGCAGCGGGUUGUGACGGCUUCCGCUCCUUGGCCGAGAUCUCAGCAGCACCGGUUUCCAGUGGAGGCAUUGUGGUUCACGCGGGAAUGAUACGAGGUAACGUCGUCUAUGGAUAGCAUGGCGUUUAUGGGAGCGGUGCAUGGCUAAUACCCUUUCCGCAUAGCAUUGGCAUGGCGUUGGAGGAAUGGGACCUGGCAAGAGUCGUAAAACAAGGGACAGAAUAUACUAAUC